Messenger RNA from Paramecium octaurelia, 590 nucleotides. The record is from the annotation of a GenBank genome assembly. NCBI's taxonomy places the organism in Eukaryota, Ciliophora, Oligohymenophorea, Peniculida, Parameciidae.
AUGUAAGAUUGUGCAGCGGAGUAAAAUUUCAUGAAUUUCUUACAACUGGAAAAAGACGGAAGUUAGUUUGAAGAAAAUUCUUCACAAUUGAUUAUCUCAAACCAAGAGAAUCCUUCGUUAACUUAAAUAGCUGAUUUAAAUCUUAUGCCCUCCGGUCAUUAAGCCAAAAAGAUGAAGAAAAGGAAGCGAGUUGACUUCCACUACAAAAGAAGAAGAAGAAGCAACAAAAAUUCUGAAUUGAAUAACACAGCUCCAUUUAACUUCAAUGAAGAUCAAAAAAUAUUGUCCCUCGUACUUGAGCAUGGACCGAAGUUCUCAGUUGUUUCAAGGUACUUUAAUGAUAGAAAUCAAAAUGCCAUCAAGAAUAGGUAUUAUAAAUACCUUCGAUUCAGGUGGGAUCAAGUACUAGGAAAGUAACAAGAAUAUUCUAUAUUAUCCCUAGUGACUAUCUACAUCUUAAUUGUCGUAAAGAAGGGGACCUCUAUCCAAGUCAGGACAUCGAAUAAACCAUAUAGGAGAUGAAUUUCUUUCCUGAAGUUACAGACAUUUUGUCAUCCUUUGUUUAAAGAGUCCAUUCUUAUUUUAAUUGA